Messenger RNA from Megalops cyprinoides (Indo-Pacific tarpon), 1791 nucleotides. RefSeq names its product cytokine inducible SH2-containing protein (gene cisha). Lineage: Eukaryota; Metazoa; Chordata; Actinopteri; Elopiformes; Megalopidae. Gene Ontology annotation, cellular component: phosphatidylinositol 3-kinase complex. Gene Ontology annotation, molecular function: 1-phosphatidylinositol-3-kinase regulator activity. The record is from RefSeq and is a predicted model, not a curated record. The coding region runs from base 681 to 1355 and encodes 224 amino acids. The transcript is spliced from 3 exons. Gene Ontology annotation, biological process: intracellular signal transduction; phosphatidylinositol phosphate biosynthetic process.
UAUGCUGCUAAGGCUUGAAAUUUGCACUUUAAAACAAACGCACACUGUGAACGCUGUUUUUAAUCACAUGCGUUACGACGAUCGUAGUUCUGUGAACUCGUGCUAAGUGGGCAGCUGCGGCUCGAGUUGAUGUCGUCAGAGGCGCUGAAAUGCAAAGCGAUUCCCAGAACACAAUUCCUGGAACUUCUGUGAACUCGUAAAGCCAAACCCACUGAGCGUUUUUUCUCGAGCUCUGUUUUCGCAAAUACUGUAAAACAUAUUUCCUUCACCACUUCAAAGACACUGCUCUGCGUCUAGCUGAUCUAUAAUACUUUGCGUUUUCCUUUAUAGGGGAGUCAUUUAGUGACUGUUUAAAGCUAGGUCGCUUUUAUACAAUCGUGCUGGAUUGACUACCUCAUAUUCACCCGAUACAAUUUAAGCAGUCGACUGCCCUUUUAUCGCUGCGGAUAUAUUUUCGAAGACAUUUCAUUUGGUAUAUUCGUGUAACGACUAAAUAAUUGUUAAAAAGAAUUACUCUAUAGCCACUGCCAAAGAAAUCUUGUAAACCUUCUCUGGCGUUCAGCGCAUGACAUGGAAUUAUUUAAUUAGGUAUAGAUAGGCAUCUGUGAUAUAUUUCUUUAUUUCUUACAAGCGUCUGGGGUUGCGAAUACAGUCGGAAGGCUUCGAAACUUUUACCUGUCAUGAUCCUGUGCAUACAAGGCCCCAGGGCUCUUUUGCCUGUUUCGGCCAAUGAGGCGGUCCCGCUGAGCAUGCGGCCUGACUCGCACCUCGGAUUCUCCCCGUCCGCACCCCCGCGGUGCCUGCACAAUCCCCCCCAACUGUGGGACCCCACAGAGGACCUGCGCUCUAUCGCCCAGACCUUUCGCUACCUCGACAUGUCAGGAUGGUACUGGGGUGCGAUAACAGCUGGGGAGGCACAGGCGGUCCUUCAGGAGGCACAGGAGGGGACCUUCCUGGUUCGGGACAGCAGCCACCCCCUCUACAUGCUGACCCUGUCUGUGAAAACGGGGCGUGGCCCUACCAAUGUGCGAAUAGAGUACAGCCACGGCCGUUUCCGGCUGGACUCCAGCUCCCUGGCCAGACCCCGCCUGCUGGCAUUCCCAGACGUGCCCAGUCUCGUGCAGCACUACAUCGGGUCCAGCCAGGGCAAGCCCGGGCGCAAGGAGGAGCAGCCCCUGCCCUCGGAGAGCGCACUGCUGCUGAAGCUGGUGCGGCCUCUGCACCGGCGCCAGGCAUGCCCGUCCCUGCAGCACCUCGCCCGGCUCGCCAUCAACCGCCUCACUUCCUGUCCGGCCCAGCUACCCCUGCCCCGCCCUCUACAGCACUACCUGCAGGACUACCCCUUCAAACUGUGAACCCCGCCCUCACCUCCGGAGCGGGCGGGCCAGCUCCCGGGACAAUCCGACGUCAGAGCGAGGGGGUUAAGGAUCCCGCCCCGCGAGCCUCUGACGUGAACUGAAGACAUAAUGACAUUAGCAAAUCGAGGCCGCACCGGCGACCAGCUCGGGGGGUCCGGGGGGCCAAAUAGUGGAGAUCAUGGUGCUCUGACUCAAGCUUGACAGAUGACCAUAAUCCGGGCCCAGCCCCUCCCCAGGGGCGAGGCAGGAAGCUGACUGUGCUGAUGCGUUACUCAAAGUCAAGUUUGAGUCGCAGCCCCGUUGAGCCAUCGAGGGGACGCAUCCUCUCACCCUAACAAAGCCUGCAGGACCAGUUUUCUGUGAACUGUGCCUGUUUGCUUGGGACUGAACCAGUCUGGUAGAAUGAAAUGGUUUUUUUUUUUUUUUUUUUAAU